Messenger RNA from Teleopsis dalmanni, 381 nucleotides. RefSeq lists its product as uncharacterized. The transcript has a single exon. The record is from RefSeq and is a predicted model, not a curated record. NCBI's taxonomy places the organism in Eukaryota, Metazoa, Arthropoda, Insecta, Diptera, Diopsidae. The coding region runs from base 1 to 381 and encodes 126 amino acids.
AUGGAGGCGCAGUUCAAGAAUGAUGAAAUAACGAGAGAUGAUACAAAGUUCGACCAUGUAGUAGCAGGUUUAGAGCCGAAAUACCUGGAGUACAUAGUUGAUGUGAUUCGAGAUCCACCGAAGGUGUUGAAAUAUGAGACGUUGAAGAAACGGUUAAUAUAUGAAUUCACAGAAUCGGAGCACAAAAGGCUGCGUAAGUUGCUGACAGAAUUGGAGCUAGGUGACAUGAAACCAACUCAAUUGCUGAAGAAAAUGAAGGAAAUGGCCGGCAAUUCAAUGAAUGAUGAUGUACUAAAGUCAUUGUGGUUACAGCGAUUGCCAGUGGGAGUUAGAACAAUCGUAGCUGCAGUCGAAGGUGAUUCUGUGAGCCAAGGUGACUGA